AGUCGAACCGCCGGAGAGAAGAGCGAGAGGCUGAACCGUGAGGCGGUGCGAGUACCAUCAGCUGCUGGCGUGAACAUGGCGGAGACUGCACGGGCAGUCUUCGAAUAUACACACAGUGACGGCGAAGGCGUCAAAACCACAGCGCCAACGCGGGGGCGCGGCUGUGGAAGAAAAAGAAAAGGAACACCUAUGAAAGUCUUUGUCACGAGCACAGAAGAAGAAAGUGCUCCCGAGCAGAAGUUCAGCCCAGGUGAUUGUAUGGAUGCAGCAAAAAGGAAGCAGCCCGCUCUGGACGAGCUGGCUUCACACACAUGCGGCCCAUCAGAGCAAACCGAAGGGAAAGUUCCAACUGGGUCCAGGCACCGCUCCACUUCCACACCCGUUCCGUCUCCAGUGGCCUCAUCCAGUCCAACCCCAGCACCUGUUCCUGCCCCAGCUGUCACGGCUUCUGCCCAGGCCCGCUCUCUGACGCCUGCGUCCACAGUGCCGGUGGCCCCGACCGCCUCUGCUCCGGCUCCUGCCACCAGCCCCUUCUCCCCCUCCCCCAACUGCCGUAUACGAGAAGUCCACUGUGGCACUCAAGUGCGGUUGGUUGUCAUUGCCAUUCGGGACAUCUCCAAGGGGGAGGAAAUCACCGUUGACUACAGCCUGACUGAGUGGGGGGAGAAUCUGGGUUUCCGGACCACUCUGUCUCCAGCGCCAAACGAGUGUAUCUCUGACAUCGAGAACAGCAAUGGCGUCAAAAAGGAAGAUGAGCCAGUUCCUCUGACGGUCCAGCAGCGACAGCAGCAGCAGGACUAUGUCACCCCCUCUUGGUCCCUUUCUCCAUCCUCAUCCCCCAUCUCCCACUCUGAUGCUAGCGAGUCAGACGCUGGAGAUGAGGACCGCUGCAGCCCACGAGGACGCCCACUUCGCCGGCGAAAAAAGCGCCGUGGCACCCCUUCAAAGAAAAGGAAAACCCACGGGCCCGGGCGUCCCACACCACCCUCCUUCUCCAGCGCUCCUCAGUUCUCUCCUUCCUGCUCAUCUUCCUCUUCUCCCACUAAAUCUGCGUUCAAACCUCCGGCAGCUUUGAGUUCUGGAAGCUCCAUAAAUCCCGUCAGAGGAGCUGUUUCCACAGAGUCUGUGCAGCAAACAUGUGAACACUGUGGACGCCACUUCCGCUCCCUGGGCCGCCACCUUGAUAAACACCACUCCCACCAGCCCGAAGUGUGCUCCGCCCUGGUCGAACGCUACACACAAACACCCCGUCUUAAUGCAGGAGACCCAGCAACGGCUCACACUCAGCAACACUCCAAAUUUCCACACACUCGCAGCUCGGAGCCAGCACGUAAUGGUGUCCAGGACCUGUCCAUGUCCCCGCCCACCCUCAGUGCAGCCAACCAAUCCCCCGCCUCCUCUGGAAGAGCCUCCAUGCCUCCUGUGCUGACUCCACAUCAAGGACAGAACGCCGUCGCUGUGUCCGUCUUAAAAAGGAGCCCGCCCCCUGCGGGGAGGACCCAGACAAAAAAAGGAGCAACCGCAAGACUGAGGAAUGAAAGACGGGUAGACGGAGAGGAGGAUGAACAAGAAAUCGACGUUGUAGCCAUAAGAGAGCUCAAAGAGGAAGAUGAUAUGGAGCUGACACGUCCUCAGUCCUACAGCAGCAAGUCAACCAAGGUGGGAGAGCCACCAAAAGAUGAGGAGGAGGAAGAGGACGGAGAAGAGAAUGGAUUAAUGGAGGUGGAAGAUGAAAGUGGAGCAGAGGAAAAGGAAAAAGGAUUGCUGAGUUCAGGGCGACACCACAUGCUGCCGCUGCUGUCGUCCCUGUCCUCUCUGGUUUUGUACCUGCGUCGCCUCCAGCACUCCGCCUUCCUGUCCCUGACCCGCCAGCUUCAGUCUGCAGAGGCCUGGCGCCUCCUCUGUCACUCCAGCCUCGCUCUCCUCAUCCUGUACAACCGACGACGCGAGUGCGAGGUCUCCAAACUGACCAUCACAGAAUACUGUGCUCGUGUCACGCCCCACAGCCACGCCCCCGUCUCAUCCGGUGCUUCUUCUGCUCUCACGCCGCUGGAGGCUUCCCUCUCACCUUUUGAGCGGCUGGUGCUGCCUCACCUACCCAGAGUUGGGGUUCAAGGUAAACGCGGUCGCAUCCAGCCUCUCAUCCUCCCCCCUCACUGUGAGCCCUGCCUGGAGCUGCUCCUGCAGACGCGGCACGGCGUUGGGGUUGACCCCGCAAACCCGUACAUUUUCGCCAGACCCUACCAUUCACCGGCCACGCCGCUGCGUGGAACCGACCUUCUCCGCAGUCUCGCUCGUUCCAGCGGCACCCGCAACCCCCGCGCCCUGACCCAGACCAGGGUCCGCCGCCAGGUCGCGAUCUUAACUCAGCUGCUGCUGCUAGGAGAAGGAGAGGAGCCCGGGCAGAUGGUAAGCAGCACCGCAGAGAGGCUGGAACACUUCCUGGAAAGAGAAUACCAUGUGACACAGAACUGUGCUGGGAUUGGUCAAGACCCGGGGUUAAUGGGAAGGGUGGGAAGAGUUGUGCUGUGUGGAGAACGGGACGGAGUUCUGUUCAGAGGAAUGAGCCUGACUGACAUUUGUCUGGAGCUGGACGUGAUGUCAGGAAACUCUGCAGACUCCUUCUCGGAGGGAGAGUCUGAAGGGGAGCACAGAAAGGAGAAGCUGGAGAUGCCCUCCGCUGUUCCCGCUCUGAACUCGCCAUCGGCACUGCUGUACGUCAGGAAGAGCAAGAACAACGGCCGGGUGGGACGGCCCAAGAAGCUCAAGAGCAUUCAGCCUCCUGCUCCUCCCCUUCCAUCUCAACUUCUUCCUCCACUUUCUCCUGGAAACCGCAGAAGAGGCACAGGGAAGCGGGGUGUUCUGAAGCGCCCGUGGUCCGAGGCAGAGCGAGCAGCAGUGGAGGAGCACCUGACUCAGAACAUCAAUGAACUCCGAGUCCCCGCCAAGGCCGACUGCGAGCGCUGCCUGCAGAAGUGCCCCCUGCUGGUCAACAACCACCGCGACUGGCGCGCCAUCAAGUUCUACUGCCACAACCGCAUCCAGCUGCUGAAGAAGAACCUACGGCGGGAGAGUCAGCCACAGCCGCAGCCCCUCACCGUCUGCUGAGGGAGAAUCUCAAAACAGAAAAAAAAAUCACUCCCCACUCAGAUGUUUUGACUUUCAUCUGACACCGAAUUACAUUUAUUUUUAAGCCUUAAAAAAAAAAGGUCUGUGCUUUACUUUAAGGUCUUUAUGGUGACAGCAGGAACAUUUCCAUGUAUGGAGAGAUUCCUGUUAUGUUGCUGAUCUGAUCCUGGAUGUGAGAUGCACCACAAAGGACUUACAAGUCUGAAACUCUGGCAGCCCACAGUCUUGUAUAUGAUUUUUUUUUUUUAAUCCUUCUAAAAUGAGAGACACUAUUCUAAUAAUCGGGUGGCAGCUGAUCCUAAAGGUGUUGUUUUGAGUGUUGUGAAGUAGCAUUUGUGUUUAUGCAUUAGAAGAAAAAAAAGGCUGAUUUUGGUCACACUUUAUUUCACUUCGACUUUUCUCCGAGACUCUGGUAACGAGUCCUCCCCUCAGAUAAGCUAGCUCUCUUCCUUCAGCGAUGACUCUGUUUUCACGACACUUUGACCUUUUGUGUGAGUUGAUGAAUGAGCUUUUACUUUGUUUCUUUUUGGAUGAAAUGCUUUAGAUUGAGCUAAAAAUCACUAAACAUUUAUAUUUCUGAAGCUGUUCUCUUGUUUGCUUUCCAGUGCUGUCAGAUAUGUGUUGUUGUCCUUUUGUGUGCGUGUGUUACUGCCUGUUGCACAGCUGUUCGAAGCAUUAGGAAGUUGCUAAAGGCCAAUAAACUGGAUAUCACUUUAUGUGCGGAGAGGAACAUUUCCGCUGAUUGUCUAAAAGGUGCAGGAUUUGUCAGAGAAGAGAUUGUUCUGGGAUGCCUCUUUAGUUGUGUUUUUUUGUGUUAAUGUUUAAAACAAAUACAAUUCCUCUUGUCUUUUUCCAAACCCGAUCAUGCUACACAAGUUCCACCAGACGUCUGUUUUGGGGUUUCAAGUGACGGACUCAAACUUUCACAUCACCUCAAAGCAGAUACUUGAAUUUUUAUUUUUUAUUUUAUUUGAUUAAAUGCAUCUUCUCUCUUGCUUA
Molecule: messenger RNA, 4128 nt
Organism: Oryzias melastigma (Indian medaka)
Lineage: Eukaryota; Metazoa; Chordata; Actinopteri; Beloniformes; Adrianichthyidae
Product: serine/arginine repetitive matrix protein 1
Exons: 9
Coding region: 76-3108 (1010 amino acids)
Molecular function (GO): protein binding
Source: RefSeq, a predicted model, not a curated record